UUCUUGAGGCAAAAGAUAUAAGAAAGAUGAUAUGCGAAGGUAUACAGAUCAAGGUUCAAUUAAUGCAACGCCGAAAGGUGAUCAAAUGCAAAAAGACUUCGGUAGUUCGUGGCACGUGUGAUCCGAUAUUCAACGAGGCGUUCGUCUUCAACAUUGCCUCGGAUCAUAUGGAGAUGACGAGCAUUAUGCUCAAGUUCGUCCGAUCUCCUUCCAGCAAGCUGGGCAGUAGUAGUCAUGAUUAUGGUUUCGUCAACACAGGACCAUUCAUGCUAGCCCGUGGCGAAGAACUCCUCCAUUGGCAGGAGAUGAUGGCACAGCCGAAAAAACCUGUAACUAAGUGGCAUUCAAUAACAACCAUGUCGAACGACUAUUAAAAUACAUAUACUGUAAUGUCUUUUUUUUUAUUGUGAACAAUUUAGUAUAAGGCACCUAAAGGCCUUUACGCGCUACAUUGCAUGAACUUUUACUAUAAUUAUAGAAAUGAAAAACAAACGCGAGCGAGGGAAACAAAUAGUUAAAUAAUAACAGUGCUCGCAUAGAAACAUCUGUAUAAGAUGUUAUAACCAUAUCAAACAUAUCAAACAUAGAUCUAUAUGUAUAUUGAAGGAACAAUGUAAAUAGCACUGUUAAUUUAACAGUCGAGGUAUAACUCUAAUAAUUUAUUAUAACAAUAUUAAUAUCAAUAAUAGGGCUAGUAAAUUAAACAAUAUGAUUAUAAUAGUAAUAAUAAUAAUAUAAAUAAUAAUAAUAAUAAUAAUAAUAAUAAUAAUAAUAAUUGUUAUUAUAUCAUUAAUGUCACUGUUAUGUGUUUCACCAUACAGAUUUAAGAGAACGUAUUAAAUAAGCA
This is a messenger RNA of Anneissia japonica, 847 nucleotides long. RefSeq names its product synaptotagmin-15-like. Gene Ontology annotation, biological process: calcium-ion regulated exocytosis; cellular response to calcium ion; regulation of dopamine secretion. NCBI's taxonomy places the organism in Eukaryota, Metazoa, Echinodermata, Crinoidea, Comatulida, Comatulidae. The transcript is spliced from 2 exons. Gene Ontology annotation, molecular function: phosphatidylserine binding; calcium-dependent phospholipid binding; clathrin binding. The record is from RefSeq and is a predicted model, not a curated record. The coding region runs from base 27 to 374 and encodes 115 amino acids.